Drosophila hydei is the source of this 2601-nucleotide messenger RNA. It is a transcript of the gene DppIII, whose product is annotated as dipeptidyl peptidase 3. Bases 150 to 2522 code for a protein of 790 amino acids. The transcript is spliced from 4 exons. Gene Ontology annotation, molecular function: dipeptidyl-peptidase activity; metalloexopeptidase activity. The record is from RefSeq and is a predicted model, not a curated record. Gene Ontology annotation, biological process: proteolysis. Lineage: Eukaryota; Metazoa; Arthropoda; Insecta; Diptera; Drosophilidae. Gene Ontology annotation, cellular component: cytoplasm.
AUCAUAAUUAUAUGUUUUCAAUAUUUGAUAUAAUUUCGAAAUUAUAAAGCGUUUUACAUUUUACAGUUCUGGAGCAGAAACCCGAUUGAUUGUUUGGUAGUAAUUUGUAAAUAAUUUAUUAAAUCGUAAAACAGUCAAAAUUCUCCGUCAUGUUGCUAGUUCAUAAAAUUCAUAGGUUCCGUCAACUAGGAAAGUUUUGCAAAUUAAAUUUUCGAACAAUCAGCAGUUACACACUAAAGCAACAUUUCCGAGAUCAGUCAAAGCGCGUUUUAUAUUCCGGGGAAGCAAGAACGCCAGUUGCGUUCGCAGCUGUUAAUUACAGCACACGUGUUAAUACAUUAGAAUUCGGCGAUAUGGCCAGCAAAACUUCUCAUUUCGUGUUGCCAAAUACUCAGCCCAUUGCUGAUUUGGACUGUAAAAAUGCAUUUGAAAAUUUAACCAAUAAGGAAAAGCUGUACGCUCACUAUUUUAGCAAGGCAUCAUGGGAUGGUGGCCUUGUCGCUUUAAUCCAGUCCAGCCCGGAGGCGCCACUUAUCUUCUCGCUGCUACAUCGUAUUUUUGUUGCCGAAAAGCCCGCGGAGCUGAAAACCAAAGCAUUGGAGGCGGGCGUCACAGAAGAUGAUUUUACCGCAUUCCUUGUUUACGCUUGUGGCGUGUUCGCAAAUGCAGGCAAUUACAAAGGCAUGGGCGAUAGCAAAAUCGUGCCCAAUUUGACGGAGGACAAAUUUGAGUUAAUUGUGCAGUCGUCGGCUGCAUAUAAAGAUGAACCGCGUGUGACCAAGAUUUUUGCGAAGGUGAAAAAUCUUAUUUAUGAACUGAAUGCCCGUAAUGAAGUGCUCGGUUUUGCACCAAGUGGUGUAACCACAUAUUGGUCGGACAACUGCACUAAAGAAGAUUCGGAAAUAGUCAAUGACUGGCUGACGACGAAGCGUAUUGAGCCAUAUAUGUGUCGAACAUUCAAGGUGACAGAAAAUGGAAAGACAUUUUACGACGUUAAGCUCGGUUCAGUUGAGAAUUCCAGCAAGGACGGCAUUACCUUGGCGAUGGAGGAAUACAAGGGUAACCAAUUCCGGGUUACCCGUGGUGAUUAUCAACCGUUGCUGCAACGAGUAAAUGAAAAUUUGCUUCAAGCCAAAAAAUAUGCUGCCAAUACAAAUGAGGAGAAAAUGAUAGAGCAUUAUAUUAAAUCCUUCGAAGAGGGCUCUUUAGCCGAGCAUAAGAACGGUUCCAGAUGGUGGAUCAAGGAUAAGGGACCCGUUAUUGAGACGUACAUUGGUUUCAUCGAAACAUAUCGCGAUCCAGCUGGCGGGCGCGCCGAAUUCGAGGGCUUUGUGGCCAUGGUCAACAAAGAAAGUUCAGCUAAAUUCGCCGAACUAGUCAAUCGUGCCGAGAAACUUCUAGAAUAUUUACCCUGGACUGAGCCCUAUGAGAAGGAUUCGUAUUUGAAACCUGAUUUCACGUCUCUCGAUGUGCUAACGUUUGCUGGAAGUGGUGUUCCUGCUGGUAUCAAUAUACCAAACUAUGACGAAAUUCGUCAGGAUGAGGGCUUUAAGAACGUUUCGCUGGGCAAUGUGUUGGCUAACAUAAAUCGCAAAGAUGCCAUACCUUUUUUAUCAGAUGAGGACCAGACGCUUAUGAAAGAGUACAAAGUAAAAGCAUUUGAGGUUCAAGUAGGAUUACAUGAGCUGUUGGGACAUGGUAGUGGCAAACUGUUCCGUAUUGAUGAAAAUGGUACCUACAACUUCGAUGUGAAGACGGUGAAAAGCCUCAUAACUGAUGAGCCCAUUACCAGUUGGUAUAAGCCUGGCGAAACAUACGAUACGAAGUUCGGAGCCAUUGGUUCAUCCUACGAGGAAUGCCGCGCAGAAGCAGUUGGUCUCUAUUUAUCUUUGCAGCGGGAUAUAUUGGAAAUAUUUGGUUUCAAAGAUGCUGCGGAGCAGGACGACAUCAUUUACAUAAACUGGCUAAGCCUGAUUUGGAACGGUAUGGGCGUUGCCUUGGAAAUGUAUAAUCCCAAAUCUAAGCUGUGGCUACAAGCGCAUUCGCGUGCGCGUUUCGUCAUCAUGAAAGUGUUGCUUGAAGCAGGUGAAGGAUUUGUUACCAUUAAAGAGACUGAGGAUGGUAAAAAUCUGUUACUAACAUUGGACCGUAGUAAAAUCCAAACGGUUGGCAAAAAAGCGCUUGGUGAAUUUUUAACCAAGCUGCAGGUGUACAAGUCCACAGCUGAUAUCGAAGCAGCUUCGAAAAUGUACGAACACUACUCGGAGGUAAACGAAAGUGGACCUUAUCCUUGGGCAAAGUGGCGUGAUAUAUGCCUAGCGCACAAGAAACCGCGAAUUAUUUUGGUGCAGGCCAAUACGGUUGUAAAUGGAGACAAGGUAGAAUUGAAGACCUAUGAUGCGACUCACGAGGGUUAUAUUCAAUCGUGGGUGGAACGCUAUCCCACUACUGAGAUUGAUAAUGUACUGGAAGAUAUUGUAGAGCACGAUAAAAAGUAUUUCCCUAUGGCCUAUUCUAAAUAAGACAGUUGUAAAUCGUACAUUCAUGUUGAUUCAGAGUAUACAUACGUAAAUUGAUAUAUUAAAGAUCUUUAUAUACUGA